AUGAAUAGUUUGCGGGACAUUUUCAAACUUCUGGAGCAUGAAAGUAAUUCUUCCUAUGCAAUCUUAAAUAGAAGCGUGGCUGAUUACAAUGUUAGGUAUAAAGUGAGUCAUUUUGCCAUUGAUUUACGAUUAAAAUCCCGUUUUCCUAGUUUCCCGUUGAAUACGAUGACGGCCAAAGACAUAUUCAGUUAUGGUUACCAUCACUAAUUAUUUUAAUAGCCACAAUAAUUGGAUAUUUUGGGAAUGGAUUGAUUGUCGCCGCGUCUGUAAUCAAUCCGUAAGAAUUCAAAUGAAAUAACAUCGUCAUCGGGUAUAGCAAACUCCAAGGGUCUUGUAACAUCCUUCUUGUGAUGACAGUCAUCGCCGAUUCCAUCCAUAUGACUUCGCAUUGGUAUUACUUUUACAUUGUCACCAUCUCUGCCGACAACUUUAUCCCUUAUUCCGAGUGUCUUAAAUUUAAUCUGAUCCCCCAGUUCUUCUUGAUUUCUGGUGUUGUUUUCACAUUGUUCGUGGGAUUGGAUCGUCUUUACGCAGUAACUUUUCCCAUUUCGUACAAUACAACUUCUAAAGCACAGUUGUUAACUGGCUGUGUUCUUGUUUCUUUAAUCUGUUCUUCGUAUUUUACAGCCAUUUCUUUGAAUGAUUUACGGGAAUCUGGAGGGCAACGGUAAGUCUUCGUUUUUUCUAGUACGUUAAGUUCCGUUACAACCAUUACUACAACAUGCAGAUUCCUGGGAAUCUAUGUGUUUAUAUAUGUUUAUUUCCAGUCGAGUUCUUUGCAUUAUCAUCCAGAGUUUGGGAGGCCGUGCGUACACAGAUUUCUUCCACUUCUCUUUCGCCCUCACAGUUGCUGAUCUCAUCAUUUAUUCUGGAGUUUGGCUGAGAUUAAGAAAGUCUUCUUUAUCAAUCAGCACCUCAAAUGCGGACUUUAAAGUUUUUAAAUCACUGUUUGUAAUCAUCUUAUUAGUAGCUGUUGGAUGGUUUGUGAAUGCGUCCAUGAUGAGUUUAGUGGUGCCCCAUUUGGUGGAUGAUGAUUACAAUUGCAUCGUAUCCGCGUAUUUCGGGGUUUUGGUUAAUGUGGCUGCUUCUCUAAGUGUCUUACCAUUGUAUCUCUACAGGUAAUCAAAUUUUAAUUUUUUUUUAUGUAUAAUCCCGUACUAUUGUAGUCAUGAAUACCGGAAAACAAUUGAUAAAAUCGUCCGAAGAUCCGCCGUAUCCAAAUAUCAGAUAUCUCCGUUAUCCGGCUCCUCUUCUGAUGAUGUAAACAACUAA
This is a messenger RNA of Bursaphelenchus xylophilus (pine wood nematode), 1272 nucleotides long. The record is from the annotation of a GenBank genome assembly. NCBI's taxonomy places the organism in Eukaryota, Metazoa, Nematoda, Chromadorea, Rhabditida, Aphelenchoididae.